Metarhizium brunneum ARSEF 3297 is the source of this 933-nucleotide messenger RNA. RefSeq lists its product as uncharacterized. NCBI's taxonomy places the organism in Eukaryota, Fungi, Ascomycota, Sordariomycetes, Hypocreales, Clavicipitaceae. The record is from RefSeq and is a predicted model, not a curated record.
AUGGCCCAAAAAGGCCAGGGACGCAAGAUUGCCAUUAUCGGUGCCAGCGGCCAGGUCGGCAAACCAACAGUGAAUACCCUCAUCAGCAACGGCGGGCAUACCAUCACCGCCCUCCAGCGACCGGAAGCUACGAGCGCCUUUCCCAGCGAAGUCAUUGUCAAGAAGGGCAAUCUCGAGGAUGAAACCUUCCUCACGGACGCGCUCACGGGACAAGAUGCUGUAGUCCUGAUGCCUCCGCUCUCUCUCCUCGCCAAGCUGCAGGAGCCGGCGAUCCGUGCCGCCGCCAAGGUCGGCGUACCCUAUGUGUUCCCGUCCGAGUUCGGCCCCGACCCCUUUGCCGGCAAGCUCGUCGAGGAGAACGGGCUGCUCGUAGCAAAGAAGAAGAUUCGCAAUCUAAUCGAGGAGCUUGGCGUGAGCAGCUGGGUCUCCAUUGCCGUCGGCCCAUGGCUCGACGACGGCCUCAAGGGAGGACUAUGGGGCAUAGACUACAAAGCUCGCAAGGCGACGUUGUGGCGCGGCGCGGAUGCCAAAGUCAGCACGGCGAGCAUCGCCCACGCUGCCGAGGCUGUGGCCGCGGUGCUGAGUCUGCCCGAGGCCGAUCUGGCCCGGUACAAGAACAAGGCUGUGUACACUCCCUCGUUCCACCUGACGCAGAGGGACAUCUUGCAGGCUGUCCAGCGCGCGACGGAGACGACGGAUGCAGACUGGGAUAUUCGGGUGCGCGAUGUGAAGGACGUGGAGAAUGAGUACGAGGAGAAGAUCAGGCAGGGCGAUGGUGUGGCGCCGUAUGUAAAGUUUUUUGUUACGCACUUCCUGCAAGGUCAUGGAGGCGAUUUUCAGAAUAAGGUCGAUGUGGUGGAAUUAGAGAAGCUGGAGAAGCUGGGCUUGCAGAGGGAAAGCCUCGAGCAGGCCAUCAAGAAGGGAUUGCAGUGA